AUGAGGAGUGCCUUCGAUAAUCCGCGAUCUUCUCCAGACUACCGAUGCAAGCAAAUCGUUCAGCCACUUCACGGAAACGCCACAGGCCUCGAACGUGAGGCCUUCUACCACCAGUAUUUCGGCCACAACAAGAUAUUCCUCUUGUCAGCAGAGGACAUGAAACGUAUAGGCAAAGAUCCGACCAAAUAUGCUCACAUCGGAGAGGACUGGGGCUAUGGCGAUAAGAUCUAUCCAGCACGCCUCGACUUCACGCAUCAGAUGCAUUGUAUCCACGUCCUCCACGCCAUGCUAAAUCCAAUCGAUUACAAGAUCAACGCUACCGAACAAGGCGGUGUCACUCCGCUGGUGAAAGGCCACGGGGAGCACUGUCUGUGGGCACUGUAUGACUACAUCUCCUGCCAUGUGAGCUGGGACGUCUACAACUACAAGUGGCUUGACGGCUUCCCACGACCCUACCCAGAUCAUGCGUCGCAGCGUCAAUGCCGCAGCAGGAAACCUCUCCAUGAUUUCUAUCUCGAGAACGAUGUGUCGACGGAUGCACGCAUCCUCUAUGUGGUUCCGCAGCCGGGAGAUCACAUGCAUCCCAUGACGGACGAACAACGCGCAAGAGAUGCAGCUAUCCGGGAUGCUGCCGGAGGAUCAUUGCUGCAACCAGAUGAGUGGCUGGUAGAGCGACGCAAAAUGUUCAACGAAGCGAUGCAGCACUGGCGUGACACUGGAGAGAUCCCAAGGGUAGCUCCGCUGACCCCAGAGGAGGUAAAUACAGCCAUCUAG
Cercospora beticola is the source of this 774-nucleotide messenger RNA. The record is from RefSeq and is a predicted model, not a curated record. NCBI's taxonomy places the organism in Eukaryota, Fungi, Ascomycota, Dothideomycetes, Mycosphaerellales, Mycosphaerellaceae.